Messenger RNA from Oryza brachyantha (malo sina), 4773 nucleotides. RefSeq names its product tyrosine-sulfated glycopeptide receptor 1-like. Bases 78 to 4568 code for a protein of 1496 amino acids. The record is from RefSeq and is a predicted model, not a curated record. NCBI's taxonomy places the organism in Eukaryota, Viridiplantae, Streptophyta, Magnoliopsida, Poales, Poaceae. Gene Ontology annotation, biological process: protein phosphorylation. Gene Ontology annotation, molecular function: ATP binding; protein binding; protein kinase activity. The transcript is spliced from 2 exons.
UAGACCAUUUUUAUGCUUUGCCCAGGCACGAGACAAAGCUCAGCAUCAGUUUUCCAUGGUAGUUUCACAAGAAAGCCAUGCAGCCACUUCAUUCUUCCUACAAGACACAUAGGAGCAAAUUGCCCAUACCUGCAUCAGUUCCUGGCAUUGCCCUGGUGCUGUUCAUCAGCUUCACCCCUCUCACCAGUUCAUGUACAGAGCAAGAUAGGAGCUCCCUCCUCAAGUUCCUCAGGGAGCUGUCCCAGGAUGGAGGCCUUGCUGCAUCAUGGCAGGAUGGCACAGAUUGCUGCAACUGGGAUGGGAUCAGCUGCAGCCAAGACAGGACGGUAACUGAUGUUUCCCUGGCCUCCAGGAGCCUCCAGGGGCACAUCUCACCAUCUCUUGGCAAUCUCACUGGGUUGCUGCGCCUCAACCUGUCUCAUAACCUGCUAUCUGGUGCCCUGCCACAAGAAUUGGUGUCUUCCAGCAGCAUCACCGUCAUUGACAUCAGCUUUAACAUCCUGGAUGGAGGUCUCAACGAGUUGCCAUCUUCAACCCCUACCAGUACCAGACCACUGCAGGUACUUAACAUCUCAAGUAAUUUAUUUACAGGAAGGUUUCCAUCUUCUGUAUGGGAAGUGAUGAAAAAUCUGGUAGCCCUCAAUAUAAGCAGCAACAAGUUCACUGGGGAGAUACCAACUCAUUUUUGUGACAGCUCGCCAAAUUUAACUGUGCUUGAUCUAUGUUACAACCAAUUCAGUGGAGGGAUCCCCUCAGGACUCGGUAAUUGCUCCAUGCUCAAAGUGCUCAAGGCUGGCCAAAACAACCUCAGUGGGGCACUCCCAGAUGAAUUCUUCAAUGCUAUCUCGUUGGAGUACCUAUCUCUUCCGAACAACAAUUUGCAUGGAGUAUUUGAUAACACAAGCAUAACCAAACUUACAAAUCUAGUUACUCUUGAUCUUGGAGGGAACCUGUUCAUUGGUAAGAUUCCAGAUUCUAUCAGCCAACUCAAGAGAUUGGAAGAGUUGCGUUUGGACAGCAACAAGAUGUCUGGAAGGUUGCCUGGAACUCUGGUCAGCUGCACUAAUCUCACAAUCAUCGACCUCAAGCACAAUAACUUCAGCGGAGAUCUUAGCAAAGUUAAUUUCUCCACCCUACACAAUCUAAAAACUUUAGAUCUUUACUACAACAACUUCACUGGCACAAUUCCAGAAAGCAUCUACUCAUGCAGCAAUUUGACAGCCCUACGGUUAUCAGCCAACCGUUUGCAUGGAGAGUUAUCAUCAGGAAUAAUCAACCUGAAGUACCUUUCCUUCUUGUCACUUGCUAAAAACAAUUUUACGAACAUCACAAAGGCACUUCAGAUUCUUAAAAGUUGUAGGAGCAUUACCACCUUGCUUAUUGGGGAGAACUUUAGAGGAGAGGUCAUGCCACAGGAUGAAAGCAUUGAUGGUUUUGAGAAUCUUAAAGUUCUUGACAUAAACAGCUGCUUGUUGUCUGGGGAAAUACCUCAAUGGCUAUCUAAGCUCACGAAUCUGGAGAUUUCUUGUACAGAGCAGGAGAGGAGCUCCCUCCUCAAUUUCCUCAGGGAGCUAUCACAGGAUGUUGGCCUCGCCGCGUCAUGGCUGCGCGGCACAGAUUGCUGCAAGUGGGAUGGGGUCACCUGCAACCCAGAGAGGAGAGUCACUGAUGUUUUACUGGCCUCUAGGAGCCUCCAGGGGCACAUUUCAGCGUCUCUUGGCGACCUCCCAGGAUUGCUGCGCCUCAACCUGUCUCACAACCUGCUAUCUGGUGCCCUGCCACAGGAAUUGGUGUCUUCCAGCAGUAUCAUCAUCAUUGACAUCAGCUUUAACCGCCUGGAUGGAAGUCUCAGCGAGCUGCCAUCUUCAGCUCCGGCCAUCCCACUAGAGGUACUUAACAUCUCAAGUAAUCUGUUUACAGGACAGUUUCCAUCCUCCAUAUGGGAAGUGAUGAGAAAUCUGGUUGCACUCAACGUCAGCAGUAACAAAUUUACUGGGCAUAUACCCACUCAUUUUUGUGACAGCACGCCAAAUUUAACCGUGCUUGAACUAAGUUACAACGGAUUCAGUGGCAGCAUCCCCUCAGGACUUGGUAAUUGCUCCAUGCUCAAAGCUCUCAAGGCUGGCCACAACAACCUCAGUGGGACACUCCCAGAUCAACUUUUCAAUGCUGUCACAUUGGAGUACCUAUCUAUUCCUAACAACAAUUUGCAGGGGGGAAUUGAUAGUACACGCCUAACCAAACUGAGAAACCUGGUUACUCUUGAUCUUGGAGGGAACCAUCUCUCUGGUAAGAUUCCAGAUUCUAUCAGCCAGCUCAGGAGAUUGGAGGAAUUACAUUUGGACAACAAUAUGAUGUUUGGAGAGUUGCCUAGAACUAUUGGCGGCUGCACAAAUCUUACAAUCAUCGACCUCAAGAACAAUAAGUUAGAUGGAGAUCUUAGUGAGGUUAACUUCUCUGCCCUACAUAAUCUAAAAACUUUAGAUCUUUACUUGAACAACUUCACCGGCACAAUUCCAGAAAGCAUCUACUCAUGCAGCAAUUUGACAGCACUACGGUUAUCAGACAACCAUUUGCAUGGAGAGUUAUCAUCAGGAAUAAUCAACCUGAAGUACCUUUCCUUCUUGUCACUUGCUAAAAACAAUUUGACGAACAUCACAAAGGCACUUCAGAUUCUUAAAAGUUGUAGGAGCAUUACCACCUUGCUUAUUGGGGAGAACUUUAGAGGAGAGGUCAUGCCACAAGAUGAAAGUAUUGAUGGUUUUGAGAAUAUUCAAUUUCUUGACAUAAACAGCUGCCCGUUGUCUGGGAAAAUACCUGUAUGGCUAUCCAGGCUAACAAAUUUGGAGAUGUUAAUUUUGUAUGGCAAUCAAUUCACUGGACCAAUACCAAGUUGGAUCAAUUCCUUAACCCACCUCUUUCAUAUAGAUGUAUCAGACAAUAGACUUACAGAAGAAAUUCCAAUCACCUUGAUGGAUAUGCCAAUGCUAAGAUCAAGAACAGAUGCAACCCAUUUGGACCCAAGGGCUUUUGAGAUUCCUGUUUAUAAUGGUCCAUCACUUCAAUACCGUGUGCUUACUGGUUUCCCUAAAGUGUUGAAUCUAAGUCAUAACAGCUUCACAGGUGUAAUUUCACCAAGAAUUGGUCAGUUGGAGACACUUGUUGUGCUUGAUUUCAGCUUCAACAACUUAACCGGGCAGAUACCACAAUCAAUUUGCAACCUCACAAACCUGCAGGUUCUACACUUGUCCAAUAAUCAUCUCACAGGUGAAAUCCCUCCCGGACUACGUGAUCUGCAUUUCCUCUCAGCAUUCAAUAUUUCUAACAAUGACCUAGAAGGGCCUAUUCCAACUGGGAGCCAAUUUGAUACAUUCCCCAACUCUAGCUUCAUAGGAAACCCAAGGCUUUGUGACUCUAGGUUCACUCACCACUGUAGUUCAGCAGAAGCAACUUCACUGCCUAGAAAACAACACAAUAAAAAUACCAUUUUCGCAAUAUCCUUUGGUGUCUUCUUUGGAAGUGUUGGCAUUCUUUUGUUGGUAGGGUGUUUCUUUGUCUCACAAAGGAGCACACGCUUCAUAACCAAAAAUAGAAGUGAAGACAAUGGAGAUGUAGAAACAUCCUCAUUCAACUCUGAUUCAGAGCAUUCGCUGAUAAUGAUAACAAGAGGAAAGGGAGAAGAAAUCAACCUCACGUUUACUGACAUUGUGAAAGCUACAAAUAACUUUGACAAGGAGCACAUCAUUGGGUGUGGAGGCUAUGGACUAGUCUACAAAGCUGAGUUAACUGAUGGUUCGAAGAUUGCCAUCAAGAAGCUCAAUAGCGAAAUGUGUCUAACAGAAAGGGAAUUCAAUGCAGAGGUUGAUGCACUGUCCAUGGCACAACAUGCCAAUCUUGUCCCCUUCUGGGGUUACUGCAUAAAGGGAAACCUGAGGCUCCUCAUAUACUCCUUGAUGGAGAAUGGAAGCUUAGAUGAUUGGCUUCACAAUAGGGAUGAAGAUGGUAGCUCAUUUCUUAACUGGCCAACCAGGCUGAAGAUUGCACAAGGAGCAAGCCAGGGACUUCAUUACAUCCAUGAUGUCUGCAAGCCUCAUAUCAUCCACCGUGAUAUCAAGUCCAGCAACAUCUUACUUGACAAAGAAUUCAAAUCUUAUGUUGCAGAUUUUGGGCUGUCAAGAUUGGUCCUUCCCAACAAAACUCAUGUCACAACCGAGCUAGUUGGCACUCUGGGUUACAUCCCCCCUGAAUAUGGGCAAGCAUGGGUUGCUACAUUGAGAGGAGAUAUGUACAGUUUUGGAGUGGUCCUGCUAGAGCUUCUCACAGGGAGGCGACCUGUUCCAAUCUUUUCUACAACAGAGGAACUAGUCCCAUGGGUACACAAGAUGACAUCAGAGGGAAAGCAUAUUGAGGUGCUGGAUCCAACACUUCGAGGUACAGGGUGCGAAAACCAAAUGCUACAGGUGCUUGAAAUUGCUUGCAAGUGUAUUGACCAUAAUCCUUUGAGGAGGCCAACUAUCAUGGAGGUUGUCACUUGUCUGGACAGUAUAGACACUGACCUAAAGACAUAAAAACAUAAUAGCUGAUAGAUAGUUUUGUACUUUCAGUCAACAGAGUUGAUGUAGUUUCACUAUAGUACUUCUGACUGGUUGUAAAGUUCGUUGUGUUCAGUUUGGGACAGACUAAUAUCAUUUCAGCACAUUGAAUUUUACUUAUUUUUUUGCGUUAGUAAGUCUCUAGGUAAUUCCAUAAAAAAAGUGUAUAGUAAUUCCUCUC